AUGGCUGGAUCUGGAACGGGUGAGCUUCGUGCUCCAAUCUUCAAUGGCAGCAACUAUGACUUCUGGAGAAUAAAGAUGUGCACGAUCUUCAAAUCUCACAAGCUGUGGGAUAUGGUUGAAAAAGGAUAUGAUCAACCUGUGAAGAAGGAAGGAGAAGAUCUGACUGCAGCUCAAAAGCUUGCUUUGGAAGAGAAUAUUGCAAAGGAUGCUAAGGCCUUGGGACUGAUACAAGGUGCAGUUUCUGAUGACAUCUUUCCUAGAAUUGCAUUGAAGGAGUCAGCCAAGGAAGCAUGGGUGAUCCUGCAACAAGAGUUCAGAGGAAAUAAGAAGGUGAGAUCUGUGAAACUUCAAGAUCUUAGAAGAGAAUUUGAAUACACACGUAUACAUGAUGACGAGUCAUUAUCUGGGUAUGUCAAUAAACUGCUUGAGCUAGUGAAUCAAAUGAAGGCUUAUGGUGAAGAGUUAACUGAGCAAAGAAUUGUUCAGAAACUCUUGAUUAGUUUAUCCAAAGAAUAUGAUUCUAUUGCUGAAGUUAUAGAGGAAACAAAAGACACAGAAUCUAUAGGGGUUCAGGAGGUUAUAGGCUCUCUAAAAUCCCAUGAACAACGUUUACUAAGGCAUAAUGAGAGAGUGACAGAAAAGGCAUUUUACAGCCUAAAUGUAGGUUCUAAAGAUCAAUCAAACACAGGACAAGCAGGUGGUUCCAAGUCUAAGAAGAAUUGGAAAUCUCAGAAAGGGAAGAAGUGGGAUACCAAGUCUGAAAACAAUUCCAAGAAGGAAAAUCAGACUGAAGGGGCCAAGGUUCCCUGCAAAACUUGUGACAAAUUGCACUAUGGUGUGUGUUGGUUCAAAGGCAAACCAAAAUGUUACAAGUGUGAGAGGUUUGGUCAUAUAGCCAAAGACUGCAGAGGAAAAUCUGAUCAAUCUGCAAAUUAUGCAACACAUAAGGAGGAAGAAGGUACGAUCUUCUAUGCAUGUCAUGCUGCUGCAGUAGUGAAGAACAAUGGUGUGUGGUAUGUGGACAGCGCAUGCAACAAUCACAUGACCUCACACGCAUCCUUCUAG
This is a messenger RNA of Prunus avium (sweet cherry), 1065 nucleotides long. The record is from RefSeq and is a predicted model, not a curated record. Lineage: Eukaryota; Viridiplantae; Streptophyta; Magnoliopsida; Rosales; Rosaceae.